GGACGUUCGAGUGUGUUAUGAAAUGAAGAUGAACCUGAUGAACUCUUUUCUGCGUUUGCAGGCAGGAAAGCGAGACGCUGGGAGGGACUGCAGUGCGUUCGCCGCAGCAGUACAGGAAGCUUGUGAAUGACUGCUGCUUCCCUGUCACAAGCUCUUCUGGACAUUUCAUAUGAAUGGCUCUUUUUUCGCUGCCUUAAUGUCAUGGGCUUCAUCCCGUUGGCUGCUUUUUAAUGAGGCUCGGAGAUCUGACAUCACUGUUUACGGUUGUAUCCCCGCCGAAUCCGGAUGGCAUUUAAGUGAGAUGGAAUCUUGACAUUGUGUGUUUGAGAGAGAUGUUUAAUUAUUCAACAAAGCUCAUUCAGGAGCAAAGCUCGGCUUGUUUUGCCUUCUGUAGGGGAAGAUAUUCGAGCGCUCGUGUGGAUGGAUUUAUGCCGAUGUUUCAUAGUGUCUAAGGAAGAACGAACGUGACGAACAAAGAGAUUUAAAUUUGAGCACAUUUUUAACUCGCGGUUAACAAUGGCGACAUGUGAGCUAGUUGCGAACGAAAGGUGAACGCUGCUAAAUAUUUGUACUUGUAGUGUCAUUUCAGUAAUUUCAGCUUGUUCUUUAUUUCUCAAUCUUUUCAGCAGAGCGCCUUUCUUCUGAAUUGAAGUCCACCAAGAUUGUAUGUACUGAGAAUUAGUCAUCACCAUGCACACAGCGACUUGAGUUUCAAUCUUUGUGGCGUACAUGUGAUCAAGCAACAUGCACAGUACUCCAGUAUGGUUUUUGCAUUGAAUUACGUCGUUGGAUUAUGUUGCUGACUCUUUUUGCGUUUUUUUGAUCGGUUUGAUUCGUUCGUUUUGACUGAAGUGUUCAACACUGAGCUCUUUAUCGUCGUAUUUAUCUGGACUGAAUUAAAGCAGGAGGCGUUCCUAUGAACAGUGCAAAUUUUGCAAAUUGAUUGGUUCUACCAAGCUGUAAGUGGGAGUUUUUUUUUGUAACAGAAAGUGCUCUGCAGUGUUGAGUGAGUCUUUUGUAGAGAAGGGUCUCUCUCUCUCUCUCUUUCUCUCUCUCUCUCUCUCUCGUUCUCUUUCUCUCUCUCUCUCCGAGUGAGUCAUGCAUGUUCAGGGAUCUGCCAGGAUGCGGGGAGAGAGAGAGACAUCUCUUCACUAGAGAUCUGUCUCUCUCUCUGCCAUCUCUGGCCCUCUGUAGAAGAGCGACCUCGCUGCUUUUUUCUCAUCGUCCUCUGUCUCCAUGGAUUCCGCGUUUUGUGGUUUAUUUUUGGUCCCUGAGUUGCUGCUGUGCGGCGUCGGAUUUUCCUGACGGCCGCUUGCUUCCUUUCUCCAAACCUUCGAGGACGCUUUCACUGCUCCAGCAUGCAAAAGAAGUGGACGGUCAGCUGGGAGUUGGAUGUGUCCAUUCGUGUGUAGGCUGGCAUACCGAGGGGAAUGCUUCACCGUGCUAAAUACAACCGAUUCCGGAAUGAGUCAGUGACAUCCGUCGAUGAGCUUCUGCACGGUCUCUCCAUGAACGCCAAGGUCUCGGCCGUCCCGCCGUCACCGCCCGUGGGCGACCCUCCGUACGCCCCGCCAGCAGACCCUGACCCCGCUGAAGAGUCUGGCACCUUGUGCACCCUCAUCAACAAAGUCUCCAACCUCAAAUUCACCAACUCCUCUGGACUUCUAGGCAUUAAGGGCCUGCCGUCCGCUGUCAAAGACCUGGCCGUGUCUAAGCUCCAGGGAGGAGCGGCAGCUGGCGCUUCCAGCAGCCCCGCUUCAUCCACCCUCUCUGCGGCCUCCGGAGCCCCGCACGCCCUGCUGGAACCCAGCUCCACGAGUUCGGGGAAGAAGGGCCGGAUGGAAGAAUCUCAACCUAGUGGAGAGGGAUGGAGCCUGGGCGGGACGGGGGCCGCAGGUUGUGGAGGGCUGGUGAAUAAGCCGUCUCAUGGAUGGCUACACUCCAGCGAAAAAAUCUCUGGACCUGGAGUGACGUAUGUCGUUAAGUAUUUGGGCUGCAUCGAGGUUCUUCGCUCAAUGAGAUCUCUGGACUUCACCACACGAUCACAGAUCACACGGGAGGCGAUCAGUCUGGUGUGUGAAUCCGUUCCUGGUGCCAAAGGAGCUCUGCGCAAAAGAAAGACUCCGUCCAAACUCCUCUCCAGUAUUUUGGGCAAGAGUAACCUGCAGUUCGCUGGCAUGAGCAUCAACCUCAACAUCUCCACCAGCAGUUUAAACCUGAUGACACCCGACUCCAAACAGAUAAUAGCCAAUCAUCACAUGCAGUCCAUAUCCUUUGCCUCCGGUGGAGAUCCGGACACAACUGAUUACGUUGCUUAUGUGGCGAAGGAUCCUGUUAACCGGAGAGCCUGUCAUAUUCUGGAGUGCUCUGACGGUCUGGCCCAGGAUGUGAUCAGUACAAUCGGUCAGGCGUUUGACCUGCGCUUUCAGCUCUACCUGCAGUGCCCCUCCAGCAAACCCUCGUCCAUUCACGACAGGGUCAUGAGCACAGACGAGCCGCCCUGGAUGGAGGAAGGAGACGAGACCGCAGAUCAUCACUAUUAUAACAGCAUCCCUGGAAAAAUGCCUCCGCCUGGAGGAUUCAUCGACGCCAGACUGACCAGUCAGACGCAAGACAGCAGUCAGGGUGCAGGAGUGGAUCAGACUUACUACCAGGGCCGACCCAUGUUCAUCCAGCAAGGGUCAUGUGACAUCUACAGUCUCCCUGAGGUCAAAGCUCAGGCUCCUAAAGCUGGAGAAGUGCCCACGUAUGUGAACACGCAGCAUAUCGACACGCAGGUUUUGGCAGCCCUGCAGGCAGAGACGGAGACGCCUGCUGAUUCGAGCACGACUGGGGCUCCUAAAGACAGCCCGAGGAAAGACCUCUUCGACAUGAAGCCGUUUGAGGACGCCAUCAUGACCCAGACUCCUGCAGCAUCAGAGCUUCAUAAAGCGGCAUCGGUGGAUAACUCCAGUCCUCUGCUGAUGCGAGCCGCUGCUCUGCGCGCCCAUGAGGAGCUGGAGGACCAACGCUGGUACCAUGGAGAGAUGAGUCGCCGGCAGGCCGAGAAACUGCUGCUGCACGACGGAGACUUCCUGGUGCGCAAGAGCACCACAAACCCGGGCUCGUACGUCCUGACGGGGAUGCACAACGGCCUCGCCAAACACCUGCUGCUGGUCGACCCCGAGGGCACGGUCCGGACGAAGGAUCACAUAUUCGAGAGCAUAAGCCACCUGAUUGGCCAUCACCGUGACAACAACCUGCCAAUCGUGUCUGCGGGCAGUGAACUGUGUUUGAAGCAGCCGGUGGACAGAAAACAGUGACGAAAACUGGUGCCGCUCUUUACCAAAACACACACACACACACACACCGCUCUGGUGACUUUCCGUCCCAAGAACACGAGACGGAGGGAUUACUUUCAGAUGGACGAUUCGAGAGCGCCGAUUUAUAGGAACUGAUACACUUAUUUUAUCGCUCGGGUUGAGAAUCUAUAUUUUUGAAGAUGCCUGCCUGGUGGAUUUAAGUUCGGGAAGAGAGACGAAAACUAGAUAAAAGUAUUUUAGAAUAAAUAAUGAUAAUUAAAAAAAAAAAUUAAAAGUUUUAGUUUUGUCUAUCAAGCACAACCGGGGUUUUCAUGUUCGUCGGUAAGCGCUAUAAGAAAGAAAGGAAAUAUUUGUUGAUUAAAAAAAAAAACUACCGCAGUUUCUAUAUAUUGACCUAUGUUAGGAGUUUACCGCAGCUAGUGCGCGAAAUCAUUCGAUAGCUUCACCGCUUUGAAGGAUGAUGAAUGUGUUUGCUUUCACAGAACACACACACACACACAUGCUGCACGUUCACACACACAGCUUUAAAAGUACCUACGUUUUUUUUUCUAUGACGUUGAAACCUGUGGCACUCGCAUGACUUAAACUCUUACUUGUAUUGUGGUCAUUGUUGGUAGCAUCCAGAGCCCCGGCGAGGAGCUUUUCGUGUGCUGACAAUGUUAAAUAUUUCUGCUCUGUUUUUUUUCUCCCCCUUCAGUAUUUCCUUGAGUUUAGCUCUUCUUUACACGUGUCAGAAGGUGUGUAGUUUGCUCGCUUUGGGGCUUUACUUUAUACCUUGGAUGUUUUCUAUCAGCUCUGAUCGACAGACGGAGACGCUGCUCUUCUUCUUUUUCCAUUAAACGGUGAAUAGCACAAUCCACGCUUCUCUUUCUCUGCUGCGUUUCUCUGGAUCCACUGGAAUAUUGCUGGAUUUGUCACAGUUUUAGACACGUGCUUUAAAGAUACCAGUCACUUUUAUUGCACCGUAAAUACACACUCUUGUUUUGUGGCGUUUUGUUUAAAUCCACAUUUCAGAUCAAUGAAAUUUGCAUUCGGAUCAUAAACAGCGAGAUAUGGUUCGUUUUGGUCUUAUUUGGCUGUCAUAAGGGUGAAUCUCAUCACAAUUACUACUCUAAAAUCCAAUAUAAUAUAUAAAUAUACUGUUGAAGUCAGAAUUAUUAGCCCUCCUGAAUGAUUAGCCCUCCUGUUUAUUUUAACGAAGAGAAGAUUUUUUUCAACACAUUUCUAAAUAGUCUUAAUAACUCAUUUAUAAUAACUCAUUUCUUUUAUGUUUGUCAUGAUGACAGCACAUAAUAUUUGACUUGAUAUUUUUCAAGAUACUAGUAUUCAGCCUAUAGUGACAUUUGAAGGCUUAACUAGGUUAAUUAGGCAAGUUAGUGUACAUAGGCAAGUCAUGGUCAGUGUUGCCAGAUAUAGCUGACUUUUUCCAGCCCAAAAGCUGUCCAAAACCCACCCAAACGCACAAAAAACGCUCACAAUAUCAGAUUAUUAUUUAAUUAUUAUUUAAUUUGUAUUUAUUUUAAUUGAAAUUAACCUAGUUACUUUAACUGUCAUCAUUUUUAACCAUACAGCAACCAACACCUGCAGUCACAGAGCCACGACAUAACCGGAUCACAUCGAAACACUGCCCCCUCUCACCAACACACUGCACUUAUUGUUGUGUAGAUUACACUACCUAUUAGAGCAGUGGUUCUAAACUGGUUUGGCCAUGGGACCCACAUUUUUACAUGGUCAUCAAGCCGCGACCCAAAUUUUUAGAAACUAUAAUAUAAUUUUAGGAAUUAAAAUUAAUUUGUAUUUAUUUGUUAACAUACACAAGUAGUGACAGAUAAAUCAUAAGAAAAUCCCCAAGACUUACAAAUAAACAAUAUUUUAUUGCUGUCAUUUAACAAAAUGUAUUAAAUUAUAGAAAUAUUACAAAGUAAAAACGUCAAAUACUGUAAACAGAGGUUAGGGUAAGGAAAGGUUCAGUUAACAUGAACUGAACUGUUAAUAAAACAGUAACACUGAUCCUGUUGAACAGAACAAACCAACAACAUACAGAAAAAUGAUUCAAAUAAUCAGAACCAUUUUUAUAAUCACCAGUUAUUCGCUCUUCUGCUAUUGCGUGGGCUUUCUUGGCCUCUGCUACACGGUGAGCUACACAGUAAGAUGCGCGGAGUGCCUAUCCUUGUUUUGAACAUGAAGAUGUUAGGCACUUUUGUGAUGCCCUCAGCUCUUGGAGUCGU
Danio aesculapii is the source of this 5530-nucleotide messenger RNA. RefSeq names its product SHC (Src homology 2 domain containing) transforming protein 3 (gene shc3). NCBI's taxonomy places the organism in Eukaryota, Metazoa, Chordata, Actinopteri, Cypriniformes, Danionidae. Gene Ontology annotation, cellular component: plasma membrane. The record is from RefSeq and is a predicted model, not a curated record. The transcript is spliced from 13 exons. Gene Ontology annotation, biological process: intracellular signal transduction; cell surface receptor protein tyrosine kinase signaling pathway. Bases 1431 to 3302 code for a protein of 623 amino acids. Gene Ontology annotation, molecular function: receptor tyrosine kinase binding.